This is a messenger RNA of Naegleria fowleri, 1542 nucleotides long. RefSeq lists its product as uncharacterized. Gene Ontology annotation, cellular component: Set1C/COMPASS complex. Lineage: Eukaryota; Heterolobosea; Eutetramitea; Acrasida; Naegleriidae. Gene Ontology annotation, molecular function: histone binding. The transcript has a single exon. Bases 1 to 1542 code for a protein of 513 amino acids. The record is from RefSeq and is a predicted model, not a curated record.
AUGAAAAAAGGUCUUUCUUCGUCAUCAUCUUCUACCUUGACGAUGAGAAGUAGCAGCGGCCACUCUUCAUUAUCGGCUACUCCACCUCAGCCCUCUCCACACAGAAGAUCAAAGGUCAUUACCGAUGAUGAUGAUGAUGUCAAUAUAAUUUUAUCGGAAGAGAAGCCUUCAUCAUCUUCAUCAUCAUUACGAGAUAUUUCAACGAAACAAAAAUCAACAACUAGCGGCAGUAGUAAAAACAAGAAGAAAAACAUAGUACCCAUUAUUCCCGAAUAUUCAUUAAUUUAUGAAUUUUCUCCGAGCAUGAUUGCCGAGUUUCAUUCCAAGUCCAUAAGUUGUGUUAAAUUUUCUCCCGAUGGUUACUCAUUGGCAGUGCCAUCUGCAGAUGGUAACAUCAGCGUUUGGAAUUUAUUGGAAAACAGACAAGAGAAUGGAUCUUCUGAAGAGACUAGGAUUUCGGAAGAUCAAAAAGAUGUUACCACAGAAAAUGGAAAGUCAUCAAUUUCUGGAAACAAACAAGGAAUGAUCAUGAAACCAACCAAGCGAACGAUAUGUUCUGGUCAUUUUCUCGGUGUCAAUGAUGUGUGUUGGAGUCCAGAUUCUCAAUAUUUAUGCUCUGCAAGUGAUGACAAAACUGUAAGAAUUUGGUCAGCUGAAGAUGGUGAAUUAUUGAAAACACUUCAAGGUCAUAAUCAAUUUGCUUAUUGUGUAGCUUUCAGUCCACGUGGAAAUAUUAUUGCAAGUGGAAGUUUUGAUGAAACUGUUCGAAUGUGGGAUGUAAGAACAGGAAAUUGUUUGAGAACAUUGCCAGCUCAUUCAGAUCCUGUUUCUUCGCUAAGUUUUUCUAGAGAUGGAUCACUUUUAAUCACUUCGAGUUAUGACGGAUUUUGUCGAGUGUGGGACACCACGACAGGUCAAUGUUUAAAAACUAUACUCGUAGAUACUCAGACGCCUCCUCCUCUCUCAUGUGCCAAAUUGUCACCUUUUGGAAAUUAUUUACUCAUUGCUUGCAUGUCCAAUCAAGAAUAUCCACACGCAGCAUUAAGGCUUUGGCAAUUAAGGCCUGAUCCAAUAGCAAAAAACAUUCGUACAUUUCGUGGUCAUGUGAAUGAACGAUUUUCUUCCAACAUCAUGUUUCAUCCCACGCUGAACCUUGUCAUUUCCUGUAGUGAGGAUGGAUUUGUAUAUAUUUGGGACAUUCAAUCCGGAAAUAUUGUGAGCAAGCUUAAUUGCAAUACUGGGAACGAUCCAAGAGGAACCAGCAAUAAUGAUAGCAACAAUAAUAAUACUAACACGGAUACAAGCAAUACUCAUCGAACGACAACCAUAGACACGGUGGUGCACACACAAACAGAAGAACCAAGUCAAUCACAUGGAACUGAUAUGAAUAUGGAUACAUCCUUGGAUGGUGGUUUUUCUGUUCUCUCUAUUGACAUCAUCUCAACAGUUGACUCGAUUGGAACCAAUUUUCUGGUCGCUUGCACCAAUGAACCACGAAUAUUGUUAUGGCAAGAAGCAUUGUCUCAUGGAAAAUCGUUCUAA